AUGAUCAACCUAAGACUUUACUCUAGUGUGUCACACGUUACUACACCAAUCUUUUAUCCUAAUGCAAAACCUCAUUUGGGCCACUUAUAUUCAAGCCUCUUAUGCGACGUUUACCACAGGUGGAUGCAAUUGAACAACGCCAAGUCACUCUUCACCACAGGAACCGAUGAACAUGGGUUGAAGAUUCAAAUUGAAAGUGAAAGGCAAAAAUAUAAGACUCCAUUAGAUUUUGUCAAUAAAUUAUACCCAGAAUUUAUUAGAUUGGAUAACUUCUACAACAUUUCAUUCACUAAUUUUAUUCGAACCACAAAUAGUGAUCAUAUUGCAAACGUAACAAAGUUAUGGGAACUAUGCAAUAAGAAUAAGCUGAUUUAUAAAGGUACUCACAAGGGAUGGUACUCAAUCUCCGAUGAAACAUUCUAUCCAGAAUCAAAAGUCAUCAAAAAUCCUAAUGAACCUAACAAAUUUAUCAAUACUGAAUCGCAAAAUGAAGUAGUAUAUCAAUCUGAGACAAAUUAUUUCUUCAAAUUGUCUCAAUUCCAGGAUAGAUUGAUAAAAUUUUUCGAAGAAAACCCACACUUUAUACAACCAAGAUCAAAACAUCAUCAACUUUUGAAUUACUUGAAGUCCACAGAACUGAAAGAUCUAUCAAUAUCAAGACCAAUAUCCAGAUUGAAUUGGGGUGUUAAAGUUCCAAACGAUGAUUCCCAAAUCAUAUAUGUCUGGUUUGAUGCCCUAACAAAUUAUAUUACUUCAAUUGGUGGGAUCAGUAACGUCAAUUCUCUUGAAUGGAAGAACACAUCUCAUGUAAUCGGGAAAGAUAUAAUGAAAUUCCAUUCUAUCUAUUGGCCUUGCUUUCUUUGGGGCGCCGAAUUACCACUUCCAAGACGUAUAAUAAUACAUAACCAUUGGAUAUCUAAUGGAAUGAAAAUGUCGAAGAGUAUUGGAAACGUUGUAGAGCCAAUUGAAAUUGGCAAAAAAUAUGGAACGGAUAUAAUUAGAUGGUACGUAUUGGAAAAUUCAAAUCUAGAAGAUGAUUCCAAUUUUGUAGAACAAGAUGUAGCACACCUGAAAGAGCUUUUUAUUGGUAAAUGGGGGAAUUUAAUCAACAGAUGUUGCGGUACAAAAUUUAAUAUAUCAAGGAGUGUACAGCGGUUCCACUCUGAAAACUUAAGUCAAGAAUACAAUGAAAUUAUCAAAGAUGAUAAUUUAAGAACUGAAGUGUCUAACCUGCUAAACUCGUUGAAGGAAUUAAAAAUUGUCAUGAAAGAGGCAAUUGAAAACUUUGAUUACGCUCAGAUUCUGAAACUUAUUUGGCCAAUAAUCAACCAUACUAAUGCUAUCGUACAAAUUAGUAAACCUUGGGAAAGGCCUGAACUUGAGCAGGAUUUGAUCAUUUUUACUUGCAUUGAAGUUUGUCGUAUUUUAGCAAUUUUAUGUCAACCAAUAAUACCAAAUAUAUCCGAAAAAUUUCUGGAUAGAAUUGAUGUAUUACCUAGCAAAAGAUCUCUGAGUUUUGCUGAAAUCGGUAGUGACAAUAAUUAUGGAUCAAAUUCAAACAGUAAAGGUAGGGAAUUACCCAUAUCGUAA
Kazachstania africana CBS 2517 is the source of this 1590-nucleotide messenger RNA. It is a transcript of the gene MSM1, whose product is annotated as methionine--tRNA ligase MSM1. Gene Ontology annotation, molecular function: methionine-tRNA ligase activity; ATP binding. Lineage: Eukaryota; Fungi; Ascomycota; Saccharomycetes; Saccharomycetales; Saccharomycetaceae. The record is from RefSeq and is a predicted model, not a curated record. Gene Ontology annotation, biological process: methionyl-tRNA aminoacylation. The coding region runs from base 1 to 1590 and encodes 529 amino acids. The transcript has a single exon.